UGUCCGCCGCCAGUCGCCAAGCCAGCCAUUUUGAUUCGUAACAUGGCGUCGCCGCCGGAGAUUAAUAUGGCGUCCUCAGACAUAAUAACCGAGGUAGAGAUACAACCGGAUAUCCAGGAAGUGGAGAUAGAAACAAUACCGGUGGAGAUACCGUGCGAAACUGUGGAGACAACGAUCGAGAGCGAAGACGGGCAGCCGAUGAUAGCGCUGCAGCCAUUACCGGAACCUGGUCGCGAGGAAAUCAUUCUACAGACACAAGAGGAGAUCGUUGGCGCGGAUCCGCUAAACGUGUACGAUCAGAUCCCGGUGCCCGAGAACGACAUUUAUGUUGAAUCGAGUCCCGGACCAUCGCGCAAAGCCACUAAGAAGGCGCGAAAGAGCGGCGGGACGCGUUUCCGCGCGUCGGAUCACGCGAUGUUCAGCGAGAUGUCUACAGAAACCAAGGCUAGAAAGUGGGAGCAGAAGCAGGUGCAAAUCAAGACCCUCGAGGGCGAGUUUUCGGUAACGAUGUGGGCAUCCGGCACGGACGACGGUAGCGUCCUAUUAGCGCCUGACCUGGAUGUGGAUGUUCCAGAUGAAGGCUCGAAUCCAGAGCCAGAUCCGGACUACACGGAGUACAUGACAGGCAAGAGCAACGCUAAGUUCAAUUCUAGUAGUUCGGUUUCGGAUGGUAUGCCGGGCUUGGAUCUCUCAGAUCCUAAACAGCUAGCCGAAUUUGCGCGACCUGGUCACAAGGUCAAAGUCCGCAGGCCGCCUGUUGUCGAAGGUGUGGAACGUACGAUCGCAUGUCCGCACAAAGGAUGCACAAAGAUGUUUCGGGACAACAGCGCAAUGCGUAAACAUCUGCACACGCACGGGCCGCGUGUGCAUGUGUGCGCGGAAUGCGGUAAGGCCUUUGUCGAAAGCUCUAAACUCAAGAGGCAUCAGUUGGUGCACACGGGCGAGAAACCUUUUCAAUGUACAUUCGAGGGAUGCGGCAAGAGGUUUAGCCUCGACUUUAAUCUACGAACCCACGUGAGAAUUCACACGGGCGAUCGGCCAUAUGUCUGUCCGUUCGACGGAUGCAGCAAGAAGUUCGCGCAAUCUACCAAUCUCAAGUCGCACAUUUUAACCCACGCGAAGGCCAAAUCGCGAAACGCAAUUGGGAGACAAGUACAACAAAUCCAACUUCAACAACCUCAAUACGUACAAGUUGAAGUUGCAGAUGUGGACAAUCAACAAUUCAUUGUCUAUGCCGAUUAGCCCCCCUAAACAUUGAUCUCGCGUAUCUCUCACUACUGAAUACUAUUACUGAAAUAUCGUAAUCAUUAAUUAUUAAUCUGGACUACAGAUUACUCUACAGUGUAAAUAUUUUUACGUGUACAAGAGAUGUUAUUGCAGGUGACACAAGCGGUUAAUAACUGUCUUAAGUGAAUUAAAUCAAGAAUUGAUUAAUCGAAUACCUCUGUGCUUAGAUAAGAAUUAUUUACAAAAUAUCUGGAGCACUAAUAAUCUAUUAUCGCAAAGUGUGAGAGGGGAAAAUAAAAUUAAGUUACAUUUUAAGAAAAAAAAGAGCGACGUAUCUUUUACGGUAUAUAUAUAUAUAUUAUACGCAAGGUAAAACUAUAUCGCGUACUGCUCAAUCUCUUGUUUUUGUAAAGAAAUGAGUUCAUGCGCGCCGCAACACACACACACACACACAUUUUCUCACGAUUGUGUGUA
This is a messenger RNA of Pseudomyrmex gracilis, 1701 nucleotides long. RefSeq names its product transcriptional repressor protein YY1-like. Gene Ontology annotation, cellular component: PcG protein complex; transcription regulator complex. Gene Ontology annotation, molecular function: DNA-binding transcription factor activity, RNA polymerase II-specific; RNA polymerase II cis-regulatory region sequence-specific DNA binding. NCBI's taxonomy places the organism in Eukaryota, Metazoa, Arthropoda, Insecta, Hymenoptera, Formicidae. The transcript is spliced from 3 exons. The coding region runs from base 43 to 1242 and encodes 399 amino acids. Gene Ontology annotation, biological process: regulation of transcription by RNA polymerase II. The record is from RefSeq and is a predicted model, not a curated record.